AUGACUACUCUAGUGGGGGAGACGAAGAAGGGGCAGGAGUCCGAAAGGUCUAAGAGGGCCUGGUGGAAGCAUGCUGUCGUUUACCAGAUUUACCCCUCCAGUUUUAACGAUUCCAAUGGCGAUGGCAUUGGUGAUAUCCCUGGUAUUAUUGAGAAAUUGGAUUAUCUGAAGAAACUCGGCAUCGAUGUUCUCUGGCUUUCCCCCAUUUAUUGCUCCCCCAUGAAGGACAUGGGCUAUGACAUCUCCGAUUACAGGAGAGUGGAUCCCAGAUAUGGCACUCUUGAGGAUGUAGAGACACUGGUGAAAGAAGCGAGGAAGAGGUCUAUCAAAAUUGUGAUGGACUUGGUCGUUAACCACAGCUCUGAUGAGCAUGGAUGGUUUAAAGAGUCUAGAAAGUCCAAGACCAAUCCAAAGAGAGAUUAUUACAUCUGGAGACAGCCAAAGUUUGACGCAAAGGGGAAAAGACUGCCCCCUAAUAAUUGGGUUUCCGUGUUCGGAGGAAGUGCCUGGACAUAUGAUGAAACAACAGGGGAAUACUAUCUCCACCUCUUCACAUCUUCCCAGCCAGACCUUAACUGGGAAUCGCCGGUACUUCGGCGAGAAGUAUACAGUAUUAUGAGCUUCUGGCUUGAGAGACGGAUCGCCGGUUUCCGCAUGGAUGUCAUAAACCUCAUCAGCAAGACUCCAGAACUACCCGAUGCACCCGUCACCGAUCCGAAAGAGGAAUGCCAAGAUGGGUCAAUGUAUUUCGCAAAUGGCCCCCGCCUGCACGAGUUUCUGCAGGAGAUGAGGAGGGAAGUUUUAGAUAAGUUUGAUACCAUCACCAUUGGCGAGAUGCCUUUCGUUACCGACCCUCAGGAGGUGCUUAAGUGCGUUAAGGGAAGAAGGGAACUAGAUAUGGUCUUCCAAUUUGACAUCGUCGAGGUGGACUCCGUGCCAGGCCAAAAAAAGUUUUACCCGCACAGGUGGAAGCUCGCAGACCUCAAGGCCGUCGUGGACAAGUGGCAAACGUUCAUGAUAAACAACGAUGGUUGGAACGCAGUCUAUGAUGAGAACCACGACCAACCUCGCUCAGUCUUUCGCUACGUCGAUAGAAGUGUUGUUGAAAGGAGCUUUCAGGCCAGGGAAAUGGCGGCCAAAAUGUUGGCGACUUUCCUAGUCUUGCAGAGCGGUACUUUGUUCCUUUACCAAGGACAGGAAAUAGGAAUGGGCAAUGUGCCGAGGGAAUGGGGUAUCGAGGAAUACAAGGACGUUGAAGGUUUGAACUUCUGGAAUAAAUUAUUGGAGGAGAGAGAGGGCGACUUGAGCAAGAUGAAGGAUGCCAUGGAGGCUCUUCAGUCGAAGGCCAGAGAUAAUGCUCGAACUCCGGUUCAGUGGGAUUCCAGCCCUCAAGCAGGAUUCACCACCGGUAGUCCUUGGAUGAGGGUGAAUGAUGACUACGAGGAAUGGAAUGUCGCAGCACAAAUUGACUCUCCGUCCAGUGUGUACAAUUACUACACGAAGCUGCUCGGCCUCCGUCGGGAUCACAAGAACAUUAUCGUCUAUGGGGGUUUCGAAAUGCUUUCUCAUAGUCAUGAGAAGGUCUUCGCGUAUAAGCGCUACGGCUAUCACGGUCCAGACGUCGGUAAGGCUGCCGUUGUCGUAGUCAUGAACUUUACCGGUGAAGCAGAAGUAGAGUGGGACCUGAAAGAGGGGAAAUUUGGGAAAGAGGGGUUGUUGCAAAAACCUGAAGUAAUAAUCGGAACCUACGGCGAUGGGAAGGUCACUGUGAAGGACGGAAUCGUUCGCCUAAGGCCGUUCGAAGCUGUGGUUUUCUGGGGCGACUUUGUCGAUUUCAGCAGGGGUGGAGGACAAGGCCCCAACUGCGUUGUUUCUUGAAUUGGGUUUACCGAUGGUAUCGAUUUAUUUUGAAUUUUGUGUUUCUGCUUUACGAUUUAA
This is a messenger RNA of Tuber melanosporum (Perigord truffle), 1938 nucleotides long. RefSeq lists its product as uncharacterized. Gene Ontology annotation, biological process: oligosaccharide catabolic process. The transcript has 7 exons. The record is from RefSeq and is a predicted model, not a curated record. Gene Ontology annotation, molecular function: alpha-amylase activity. The coding region runs from base 1 to 1878 and encodes 625 amino acids. NCBI's taxonomy places the organism in Eukaryota, Fungi, Ascomycota, Pezizomycetes, Pezizales, Tuberaceae.